UUGUCUUCUUCGUGUCCAUGCCCUUGUCCUUGUGACUUGUGAGAGAGAUCGAACUUUCUCUUCUCGGGUUUAUUUGUGUGUGUAUCAUCGUGUAAUACCAGUGAAAGACCUAAAUUUGAUAUUUGGAGCUCCAUCAAUGGCUUCAUUGCUAGCUCGCAGGUCGCUCAAUGCUCUCCGCGCCCGACAUCUCGUUUUUUCAGGGCAGGGACCUCAUCUCUCUGCGCUACAAUCCCGUGCUAUAUCGUAUGGCACUAAUAAAGAUGAUGAAGAAGCUGAGCAACUUGCUAAGGAGAUCUCCAAGGACUGGAGCACUGUCUUUGAGCGGAGCAUGAACACCCUAUUUCUCACUGAAAUGGUCCGGGGUUUGUCGCUGACUCUCAAGUACUUCUUUGAUCCAAAAGUUACUAUCAAUUAUCCUUUUGAAAAGGGUCCAUUGAGCCCUCGCUUCCGUGGUGAGCACGCUCUUAGAAGGUAUCCAACUGGGGAAGAACGCUGCAUUGCUUGCAAACUCUGUGAAGCUGUAUGUCCAGCUCAAGCAAUCACCAUAGAAGCAGAGGAGAGGGAAGAUGGAAGCCGCAGAACCACCAGGUAUGAUAUCGACAUGACAAAAUGCAUCUACUGUGGUUUUUGCCAAGAAGCUUGCCCUGUUGAUGCAAUCGUCGAAGGACCCAACUUUGAGUUUGCAACCGAGACUCACGAGGAGCUUCUGUAUGACAAAGAGAAACUUCUUGAGAAUGGAGAUCGGUGGGAGACAGAGAUUGCCGAGAAUCUGAAGUCGGAGAGCCUCUACCGCUGAACAAAAAAUUUAAAGGUCUGUUGCCUAAUUUAUUCAGAAAAUGUUUUGGUUUAAAAUAAAAUGCUUCAGCUUUUGCACUCUUACUGGCUUUUGCUGUAUUUCUCUGAUUGUAAGUCCAUACUCAUGUGAAAACUGGGUUUGGUUUUGUUUCCGGUUUAAGUUGGACCAUAAAAUUAUAGUUUCAUGGAGUUGUUUGUUA
Messenger RNA from Brassica oleracea var. oleracea, 995 nucleotides. RefSeq names its product NADH dehydrogenase [ubiquinone] iron-sulfur protein 8-B, mitochondrial. Bases 137 to 796 code for a protein of 219 amino acids. The record is from RefSeq and is a predicted model, not a curated record. The transcript has 8 exons. Gene Ontology annotation, biological process: mitochondrial respiratory chain complex I assembly; mitochondrial electron transport, NADH to ubiquinone. Gene Ontology annotation, molecular function: NADH dehydrogenase activity; 4 iron, 4 sulfur cluster binding. Lineage: Eukaryota; Viridiplantae; Streptophyta; Magnoliopsida; Brassicales; Brassicaceae. Gene Ontology annotation, cellular component: membrane.